GUAACGCUGAACUUAUGUGCUCGAGGUAACCGUUAGCUGCUGGCUGUAAGCUAAGCUGAGUCAGAAUAAUAAUGCUAAUUACCGUAGCUAACUAGCUAAAUUUUAGGGUUAUUUGACUUAAGAAAUGGAGAGAGACCGAGGUUUUAACUUCAAACUGAUCGUGCCUCCCAGGGUGAAUAAAGGACCAAUGUCUGCUGUUCGACCUCAGGAAAUAGUUGAGAACAGAGGCGAUUUUAUGAAUGCACUGCAGCCAGGUUACAGUGGCUGUUCUGACAAAGAGAAUAGCAUGCCUUUCCCCAAUACAAAUGUGGUUGCACCGACUAAACCACCCAAACAAGACUUUCUCAAGAUGAAAGUCAUCCCACCAAUGGAGAAAGAUGAAAGUAAUUGCAAUCCUGGUCAGCUUUAUUCAAAACUGUUUGAUGAAGUUGAGAAAAUUAAGUGCUGGAAGGCCAAAGUUUAUUCUGAAACUGUGGAAAAGGAAAGAAGGCUCAAAGAUAACAAAAGAACAAUUGAAACUCAACGCAAAGCAAUUCAGGAAUUGCAGUUUGGAAAUGAAAGUCUCAGCAUGAAGCUGGAGGAACAGAUCAGUGAAAAUGAGGAACUGAGGAACAAAAACAAUGCAACAAGGAACUUGUGUAAUAUACUCAAAGAAACUUUUCAGUGGUCAGCUGAGAAAAUGCAUUUAUUUGAAGCUGAAAGAGAAGAAACACACAACCUCCUUACUGACAAAAGUGAGAGUAUUAAGAAACUGAUCGCAGCAUUUGAAAGCCUUCAAAUUCGAGUGGAAGCUGAUCAGCAAGAGAUGCAAAAAGUCAAAGAGGACAUACUGCAAUUUGAACAUCUAAGAGAGAAAUAUCAGCAAGAAUAUAGGAUGAAAGAAGAUGAGAUUACCCUGCUUCAAACAACACUUAAGGACAAGAAAAGUGAACUGCAGAAACUCCUAGUGGACCUUGAUGAAACUCAGAAGCACUGCAACCAACUUCAAGAGACAGCAAAUCAUCAAUUUGAACUUCUCAAAAGUUCACAAACUGAACAGGAAUCCCUUCUUCAAAAACUGCAUGCUGCUGAGCAACGCUGUAGAGAGACUGAAGAAACUAAUGCUGCAGCCCUGCAACAAAGUAAAAAGGAGUAUGUGGAAAUCAUCCAAAGCAAAGAUCUCAGUUUGCAGGAGCUCACUAGAGUCAAAAACCAGCAAGCAGAGGAGCUAGGGCGCAUUCAGACAACCAUUCAGGAGCUAAAGUCUUUACUAGCGCUAGAGAAACAGAGGACCAAAGAGCUUGAGGAUAAACUCAUAGAAAACAAUACUGAACUUGAAAGGAGAAAGACACUUUUAGAGGAGACCAUCGGCCAGGUUGCAAAGAAAGAUGGCCUGAUCAAAAUCCUCGAAGAUGAACUGGACAUAAAAUCUAAAUCCAUUGAGUCCAUGAAGGCUAAAAUUGAUGUCACUCAUGCUAAAAUGGAGGAACUUGUGGCUGAGAUUUCAAGGAAAACUGAAGAAAUCCAUUUGAACAAGAAAGAAGCAGAGAUUGCCUUUGCUGAAAAGGAUUCACUGAAAAAGGCUUGUGAGGCUGCUGAAAAGGCGCAAGAAGAUUUAAAGGAGAAGUCCACUUUGAUUCAGAUCAAAGUGCAGGAGCUGGAGGGACAGCUGUUUACUGAAGUGAAGAAAAAUAAGGAAUACACCAUUCAGAUGGAACAGCUGAGGAAAGACAUGAUGCAAAAUGAAGUAAAGUAUGAAGAGCUAUUAUCGAACUUUAAUGAGCUACAGUCAAAGAACACAGCCAUUCAACAGCAGUUUGAAAAUGGUUUCUCUAAUGUGAAAGCUAUGGAGGCAAACAUGAAGGUGAGUGAGGAGAAGGCAUUAAAACUCAAAAGAGAAAUUCAAAGACUGCAAGAAGAAAACAACACUUUACGAGAUCAAUUAAUUCCAAUCACUACCACAAUCCAUAGGAAAUGCAUAGAAACUGAAACUCAGCAGAAGCAAAUUGAAGAAAAGUACAAGCAUCUCCAGGAGAAAAUCACAGAGAAAGAAAAACAGAUCAGAGCUGUGGAAACAAAGAAUAAAAUGCUUAAGAAACAAAUGGCAAAGGAGAGCGAAAAAUCCAGUGACCUUGAAAAGAUGAUCAACAUCCUUCAUGAGGAGUCCCAGAAUCUUAAACAACUCAGCGACGAAGAACAUGAGAAACUGCUCAAAGAUCUUGAGUCAAAAUCGACCUUUGUGGCAGAACUUAAGAAUGAGGUCCAGAAACUUCAAAUUACAGCAGCAGAGGCCAUUAGGAACAAGGAGGACACAGAACUGAAGUGCCAGCAUAAGAUAGGAGAUAUGGUUGCUCUGAUGGAAAAACAUAAGAGCCAGUAUGACCGGAUGGUUGAAGAAAAAGAUGUGGAACUUGAAGAGAAGAAGAAGAAAGAGAUGGAGGCGAUUGCCCGUGCAAAAUCCCUGGAGCUGGACCUCUCGAAGCAUAAGGCUGAAAAUGAUAAGCUGAAGAAAGAGCUGAAGACGGAAACAAGAGAGAAGGAAAAUCUCCAGAAAGAGUUAACUGAUCUGAAGAAAGAAAUGUCUGCUGUGAAGAUCACUCAGCUGUCACAAGCAAGCAAUAAGCAGGCAACUGUCUCAGACUAUAAACAAGGGAAAGGUUUUGAGACUCCAAAAGAGAGCUCUUCAAGGAGUCAUAUAUUUGACUUCUUCAAGGCCAAGAAAACUCCCUCCUACAGCAAAGAUGGUCAGAGUGCUGCAGCGCUUAAGACAGAUCACAUCAGCAGUGAAGACAUGAAAACCCCAGGAAGUCUUACAAACUUGGCUGGCGGUACAACAAAGAUCAAAUCCUACAGAGUAAGGACACCCCCUUUUUCUGAAAAGGCAUCACAGUGGAAAAAGAGUGCCAUUGAGUUUGACCCCAAGUCUGACAGCUCAGACCAAAAUGAUCUCUUGACCUUUACAAACAUACCUUCACGUAAUAAUUCAGACUCACAAUGCAAACACAACAUCCUCAGAAAGAAUCAGAGCCCAGUCACUCAUAAAUCACCAGGAAACUCCUUAAAGGUGGCUGCAAUGAAAAGAAUGAGAGAUGCUGGUUGGACAGCCGUUACUGGCUGUGACAAAAAAAAGAAGACCAGUGAGAAGAUUUUUGCAUAAAGCGUGGCAGUUAGUGGUGAGAUUAACAGUGACAAUAACGAUAUUGGUAGGGGUAGGUGGCUUGACAUGCAUAGAUAGUUCUGUUGAGAAGGCAUUUUUUUUCUUAACAUGCAUGGAAAAUAUUUCUGUUGUUCAGCUAAAACAUAUUGUUAACAGGAAGAUUUUGGUGUUUAAAGGUAGAUUUUAAGUGACCACAGAGUCACUAUAUUAUUACUUUGUUGUAGUGCUGAUGUUUAGACUAAUUCAUAUUUAAUGUUCACAUGAAACCUAAUUGAUUCUGUAAAAAGGUUAUAUUUCUGGUGUUGGAAGAGUUGCAGUUGUUACAUAUUACUAUGUUAAUAUAUUUAUGUAUCCUAGUGUUGACAGUUAAGCAAGUAAAAGCAAUGUUUAUUAAAAAAAAAAUCUGCA
Molecule: messenger RNA, 3544 nt
Organism: Archocentrus centrarchus (flier cichlid)
Lineage: Eukaryota; Metazoa; Chordata; Actinopteri; Cichliformes; Cichlidae
Gene: sycp1
Product: synaptonemal complex protein 1
Exons: 33
Coding region: 125-3136 (1003 amino acids)
Biological process (GO): meiotic DNA repair synthesis; synaptonemal complex assembly; lateral element assembly
Cellular component (GO): male germ cell nucleus; central element; transverse filament
Molecular function (GO): double-stranded DNA binding
Source: RefSeq, a predicted model, not a curated record